CGGCCUGCCAGGGCAGCACGGCUCAGCUCAGAGGGCGCUCCCCACAGCGUCGCGCCGCGCAGGAUGCGCCUGCUGCCGGCGCCCGUCCUCGCGCUCGCGGCCGCGACCGCCUGCCUCUGCUGCUGCGUCUCUUCGCCUUCCGCCGUUCUGCCAGAGUCGCAGAUGCAUCCUAAAUUUGAGCGGAAGAUGGCGAAAGUGGGUGAUACUGUAGAGCUGAAAUGCCAUCCACAUUGGAAAAAUGGUCUUAGUAGUGGAUUCAAGAAGCACAAAGCUACGUGGAUAUUCCAGGAGUGUGGUGAGAGAUAUGGCCAGUACCCAUGCCCACAGCAUAUUGAGGAAGGGGACAUUAAUAAACCUCUACACCUUUGUGGAAAGAAAUUGUGCCAUGGCAAUCUGUUAAUGAAUAAUGUCUCAGUAGCAAACAGUGGGAUGUACCAGUGUGUUUAUCCUUAUGGAAACAAAACUGCUGACAGAAAAACAAUUGUUUCAUAUAUUUUGGAAGUUGUUGAAACUGCAGAAUGUCCACAAAUUUUGGAGGUGUUUCCAGAGAAUGUAACAGUUCUGGAAGGCUCACAAAUUAUUUUCAGUUGCAAAGCACUAAGUAAUGUUUUUGCACAGUUCCAUUGGGUCCGGAAAUAUGACAGCAGCUCAGCUUCACAAACUAUACGCUAUGGAGACAAUAUAUAUGAAGAUGCAAAAACAACUGAGGUCUUAUGUGACUACGUCAUAACCUUCGAACAUCAAGAAGUAAACGAAGUUAAAAGUGAUUAUACAUUAUGGGAUGGAUGGUGUGCAGCACACAGACACUCUGAAGGGCACUGAGAGAAUUAGAGUGUAUGACACAAUUAAAAAGCCUAUGUCACUGGAUAUACUGACUGGCCUGAUAGAGGGCAAAGAGCUCUGCUGUAAAAAUCAAGCAGUGUUCUGGGAGUCAAUACUGAAAAAGUUGGUGCCAAUGACAAAGGCCCACCCAACACCAUGGUCAGUCAUAGAUCCAGCAAUGUACAUGAAGGUGCUAUUGCUAAGCUGUGUGCUAAGGUCGAGAAACUUACAGUGAUAGAUCAAAUCUGGAGUAGUGUCCUUGAGAAGUGAAUGAAGUCCAAGAUGAACAUGGGCUGCCACAUGAAGUCAAGGCAGAGGAAGGUUCACAUCCAUCAUGAUGCGACACUACUGAAGAGGAUCUCCAAGUUGGGGAAGGAGAAGGCUGUUUCCCUUUGUUUGAUUUCUUAGAGCCUUUAAUGUUGGGAGACAAAGACUGACAUUUCCUAGCUGGAGGGACAUAACAGUACUUCACGGGAGUAUUCCUUUUGUCCUUUUUGGACUGCCAGUUGUGUUGCAGGUGAUUUUGCCAUGGGUAACAAAGAUUUUGUGGCUUGUUGUGCAGCUGCAAGAGAGUAGUUAGGGAUGCUACCAUGAUACUGGGUGAUUUUACAACUGCAGUACUUAACUGGAGAUUCAAGUCUGUGUGGCCAUGACCUUCAUGGGGCGAGGCAUAGUAAGAACAGUACUAUAAGUCUGUAUAGUAAAAUGAAGGGCUUUCAAAUGGUCAACAAUUAUUGAUUGACAGGGUAGGGUACUUUUUCCAUCACCUGGAUCUGCUGGAUGGCCUGCUCUUCCAGAUACAUAGGACACUCUCAGGGUGAGGCUGCUUGGUCCUCAUUACAACUGAUACAGUGGGGAGUACCUGCUAGGUGUCAGACAGAUGGACAUUCCAUGAAAUGAAAUUCAGGAGCACACAGGGAGGAAGAAGAAACAGAGAGACCUCAAAUGCCAAAGCCUUCAUGAGCAUCUCUACCACAAGUAACACAUUUGGACAUUUUUUGACAUGAAAUGUGAGUGUAGUUAUAACAUUGACACUAGUAAAAAUGAAUCAUGUUUUGAAUGUACAGUCAGACUGUGAUGACUUCAUAGCCUGCCUUUAUCUCUGAUGGAAGCACUACUUGAUCAAAUGUGAGGAAAAAAAAAGUGCAUGUAGCCACCAAGUUUGCAUUAAUCUUUUUCAUUCCCUGAUGGACUGCAGUGACACCCUGAUCAGAGAAAUAAUUUUGAAUUUCUCCAUUGGGCAGACCAUCAAGCAGCUGAGUGUAAAUAACAUCAUGCAAAGAAUUUAGCUUGUGAUGGGCCUUGUCAUGAACAGAUUAGCCAUGGUGGAAAAAGGAUGUAAACAGUUGUUGGGCUUGGAAAUCACAAUUGAUCUCCUGAAGCUAAGUCCUAUUCUGUAAGCAAGAGGAGGAUUUCACAGGGCCUGUAAUUGCAUCAAUGCCUUUCUGAAUAAUAAACAGAUUAAUCAUAGGGAAGGACUAACAUUCGUCAUUAGUACGUGAUACCAU
Messenger RNA from Schistocerca americana (American grasshopper), 2330 nucleotides. RefSeq lists its product as uncharacterized. The coding region runs from base 64 to 822 and encodes 252 amino acids. The transcript has 5 exons. The record is from RefSeq and is a predicted model, not a curated record. NCBI's taxonomy places the organism in Eukaryota, Metazoa, Arthropoda, Insecta, Orthoptera, Acrididae.